Messenger RNA from Lodderomyces elongisporus, 2931 nucleotides. RefSeq names its product Esc4p (gene ESC4). NCBI's taxonomy places the organism in Eukaryota, Fungi, Ascomycota, Pichiomycetes, Serinales, Debaryomycetaceae. Gene Ontology annotation, cellular component: Cul8-RING ubiquitin ligase complex; nucleus. Gene Ontology annotation, biological process: DNA double-strand break attachment to nuclear envelope; double-strand break repair. Bases 1 to 2931 code for a protein of 976 amino acids. The record is from RefSeq and is a predicted model, not a curated record. The transcript has a single exon.
AUGUUUCGUGGAUCGUCGUUUCUCAUAGUAAGAUCGUUAGAUCUACCACGUAGAGAAGCCGAAGACUUGCAAAAUAAACUAAAGGAACAGGAGGCAGCCAAAGUUUAUAUUAAAGAUGAUUUUGACAACUCACUCAAUUUUCUUGAUCCACCUUUGGUGACACAUAUUGUGGCAACUACAGUAGAAUUUAUUGAAUAUGCACAAGCACAGAAAUCCAUGAUCCCCGUCACUAAUCCAGAUUGGGUUUAUGACUCCCUCGCCGAUUGCAAACUACUACCCCUCAAAACCUACAAUCCAGAUCCGGCAUUAUUUCUCAAAAAUUGUUCUGUUUGUUGUGCAGACAACUUACCUGAGGGAGAUAAGGAACUUAUCUAUGCAGCAGUCAAGGUAUUUGGUGGCAACUAUGUUGAUGUCUUGACCAAGUAUACAACCCAUUUGAUUGCGAUGGACAUGACAAAUGAGAAAUCAAUGUUAGCUGGAAGCAUAUUAGCCAACAAGUUAUCGGAUGAUCCAAUUGUGAAUAUCAAGAUCGUGUACCCACAUUGGCUAGAUCACUGUAUCACCAUGGGUCAAAAAGUAGACGAGACAAAAUACCUCAUACCCGAUAAUAAUAAUAAUAAUAAUAAUAAUAAUAAUAAUAAUAAUAAUAAUAACUACAGCAACAACAAUAAUAACACUGACCUGCUGGAUUUGAGAAAUGCAAAGGUUAGAUGUGAAGAGUUGGAUCUCAUGCUUGAUGAUUCGCUACCUCAAAUUGAUGAUGCCACAGUGACUAACUUGCCCAUUGACUAUUUUCAGAACAAAAGAAUAUACGUAAGCUCAGAUUUCAAUUUGUCACAGCGGUUGUCUAAUUCAGUAAGGGCUUUGAUUGAAAAAUAUGGUGGAAUUGUGGCAAACACUUUUGACGAAGCAGACAGUAUUGAUGUAUACUUGGGUCGAUAUCGACAAAGCGAUGCCUAUUACAAAGCAUGUCAAAGCAAUAGAAUCAUUGUUGGUAAUUUGCAAUGGUUUUACUCGAUUAUACUCAAGAAGAAAUGGAUACUCCCCUUGAAUUCAAACAUUCUAUACUAUCCUGUACCAGCAAAACCACUCAAGGCAUUUAAAGAUCUUAGUAUAUCUAUUACAAACUAUUGUGGUGAUUCAAGGAAUUAUUUAAUUAAAUUGAUCGAGUAUUUGGGUGCAACAUUCACUAAAACAUUGACAAAAGAUAACGAUUUUUUGAUAUGUGCCAAGGCCACGGGUAGGAAAUAUGAAGGGUGUUCUAAUUGGCUCAAUUCAUGGGGAGAACCUGAAGUGAAUAUCGUCAACCAUUUGUGGUUAGAGGACUGUUUUAUCCAAUGGCAGAAAUUGGAUUAUAAGGAUCUAAAAUAUACGAAUUUUGGAGGUGAAGUGGGUAUGGAACCUUUAAUUGGAAGAGUUUGUCUCGACAAAAAGCUAAUUGACAAGCAAAAUAGUAUUUUUGUAAAGUUCACUGGCAAUAGUCAUGAACUUGAUAAAGAGGAGAAUGAAGCCGGCGAUAUUGCUGAUAGUAUGAGUGAAGAUGAAAGCACACAAGUGAAAAGUCCGGUGAAGCGAAGUUUACCCAAUGCUCCUUUUGUUCCAUCUGCUCCUUUGGUUAUGUCAAGCGUAAACACAUUGAACAAGAACGAAACUUCACUCGUUGUAAAAGAAAAGCAAGCGCUGGAAAAUCAAAAUCAAAAUCAAAAUCAAAAUCAAAAUCAAAAUCAAAAGGGAAACGUAAUUACUAUUGUCUCUCCGGUAGUGAGUAAUAAAGCCGAUCCAAAUGAAAUCAAAACUGCCAUUGAUCUGGUUUCACCGACGACGCCAAAAAAUAAUGAAAACAGUCUGGGCGGAAUUAAAGUCGACGACCGAAAUGCAGAAGCAAUGGGACAUCAUAGGUACGGAGGGCGCUCGGCUGCCAAAAAAGCUGCUGCUAAAUUACAUGAUAAUAUGAGUGAUCUUAACGCAUAUCAAGCAAUGUCAAAGAGUAGUAGGAAGAUGAAGCAUUAUAUGGAAGAGUUGGAAAAUGCCGCAACAAAGAGGAAAAAACCACUUGCCGAAGCUGGUAAUGAAGAAGAAGAAGAUGAUGAUGAUGAUGAUAAUGAUAAUGAUAAUGAAAAGGAUAAGGAUAAGGAUAAAAAAGAGGAUAAGGAUAAAGAUGCUAACAGAAGUAGAAAGAAAAAGAAACAAGAAGAAGAUAUAUUGGAAAUGAAAGAGCACAAGAGACAAAGAACCAACGAGUGUGACAUAGUAGCUAUCUUGACUGGUUGUGAACUGCAAAUCAAUUUGACAAAAAAUGAUUGCGCAAAACUUCAGACUGUGGGAAUCAAGAUUGUUUCUGACUUGACACGCACCAAACCAAAUACGUUAAUUGCUCCAAAAAUCUUGAGAACCGAAAAGUUUUUGCGAAGUUUGAGUACAGUGGACAAAAUCAUACAUCCUUCAUUCAUUGUUGAUGUUUUGGCAAAUAUUGAAAACACUGAUAAUGUGCGAUUGCGAUACAAUGUUGAUGACUAUCCCUUGGAUCGAAUCAAUAAGGAAACUAGAGCCGAAUUGGGUGUAAAAAGUUUGAAAUCUUUGCUUAGCAAAACAAACAUUCGGGGCCAUUUGUUCUCCAACAUGACUUUAAACUUGAGUAGUGAACUUAAUGGUGGUAUCAAUGUGAUUUCGGGAAUUCUAAAAGAUCACGGCUUAAAAGAAUUCAAAGAGAUUAAACCUGCCACUCAGUUUAGCAAGAAAAAGAAUACUGUUUUAUCAUGCGAAUUCAAUGGUAGUACUACUUCAAUUUUGAUUGCAAAUAAAAACAAGGAUUCAAAACUCAUUACAAAUUUCAAAAAAUCAGUUAGUAAUGGUAUGGUGGUAAGUUGGGAUUGGUGCGUUAGAUCGAUUUUCACAAUGGAGCUUCAAGAUAUAAAAGAAUUUGAAUUAUGA